Lactuca sativa (garden lettuce) is the source of this 1748-nucleotide messenger RNA. NCBI's taxonomy places the organism in Eukaryota, Viridiplantae, Streptophyta, Magnoliopsida, Asterales, Asteraceae. The record is from RefSeq and is a predicted model, not a curated record.
UUAAAUCCUCAUUAAAAGUAUAAUGAUUAUUAUAAAGUAACUAAACCUUUUAAAUUCCCAAUCUUAGUUAUUUUAGGAAAAUGUGAACAUGGUGCUAGUCCAUGGAAUUCACACUUUGUACCUUACCAAGUCGUUGGUGGAGCGUGUGUGGUUAACCGGCACACUAACUUGGACUAGUAAGGAUCACGAAGGGUGACUUAAUGUUUGUCAUAGAUCAAUGGAGCGUGUGUGGUUAACCGGCACAUUGAUUAGGUGAUAAUAUUAAGGGUACCAAGUGAAUUAGCAUGGUUAUUCACACCUUGUUUUGUGAUCCUCGGCAUCCCAGUCACAAAACAUGAAGGGCACAAUCGAGAUUGAAACAUGCCAUUGAAAAGUUCAAUGAAUCUCAAAAGAAUCUAGGAAUUUCAAAUCCAAUUAAAACCUAAUAAUACAUUUUGUUUUUCAUGGUGGAAAUUGGUGAAUCGUCAUUCACCUACCUUUCAAAUAUAUUAUUACUUAGAUUACGGCAUCCCUCUUCUAAGUAUAAUAUAUUGUAAUUGGGUCCUAGCCUUAAUAUUACAUUUGGGUGUCUUAUUAAGGAUUCUCUAUAUCUAAUCUAAACUUGCUUUCUUCUUUCAGAUGUCUUCCAACACUAAUGCUUUAGGCUCUAACCCAACUGGUUCUUUCUCUCUCAUGAAUCUUUGUGGGAGGGUCAUCUUUGAUGGUUCCAACUUCAUGGAUUGGAUUAGGAACAUCAGGAUGGUUACUCGUUAUGAGGACAAGGAAUAUGUCCUCGAUAAGGAGUUAAAAGAGCUUGAUGAGUCUACUGCUACUCCUGAAGAGAUCGCUGAAUUCAGGACACAUGAGAGAGAUGCUACUAAGGUGGCAUGUAUCAUGAUGGCCACGAUGACAGCCGAGCUCCAAAAGUCUUAUGAAGAUUAUUACCCUUUUGAGAUGCACCAGGACCUGAUGGAAAGGUACCAUCAGAGUGCUCGUCAGGAGCGGUAUGUAAUAAUCUCCUCCAUAAUAACUACCUGCAUGAAGGACGGUGAUUCCGUCACGGCUCACAUGCAAAAGAUGCAAAGGUAUGUGGACCGUUUGCUGAAGCUGAAUGUGAACAUCCCUGAGGAGUUGGCAAUUGAUAUCAUUUUGCACUCCUUACCUUCUUGUUAUGAUCAUUUUCGUAUGACAUAUCAUAUGAACAAGGAGGAAGUUACCCUCAGCAAGCUUCAAGGACUCUUGAAGAAUGCUGAAUCCGGUCUUAAGGGCAAGGCGGUUGUUACCUCUACUACUCCUACUUCAACAUCAACCCCUGUUUUAGCUAUCGGGCAAGGCAAAGGGAAAAAGAGGAAGCACCCUUCGAAGGGUACCAAGGGAAAGUCUCUUGAAGGCUCCUCAUCGAAGACCAAGAGCGGUUCUGUCACUCCUUCUGCCAUUCCCAAGGUUGCUGAAUGCUUUUAUUUCCAUGAAAAGGCACACUGGAAGCGAAACUGCACUAAGUACUUGCAGGAUCUAAAGGAUGGGAAAGUGAAACCCACUCAUGCAGGGCCUAAGAAGAAGUGAGGAUGUGGAGCACGGAAAGAUAAACUUGAUCAUGGGGAAUAGGAAGGCUUCACCUGUUUCCAAGAUUGGAGUUUAUACUUUGUUGCUUAAUAAUGGGUUAAAAUUAGAUUUGAAUAAAUGUGUGUACUCGUCUGAAAUGGCGAGGAAUAUUAUUUCUUUUCAUGCUUUGUACAAACAAGGUUUUACCUUUUCGUUUGAUAAUGAAU